Podarcis raffonei (Aeolian wall lizard) is the source of this 2410-nucleotide messenger RNA. RefSeq names its product protein kinase C and casein kinase substrate in neurons 1 (gene PACSIN1). Lineage: Eukaryota; Metazoa; Chordata; Lepidosauria; Squamata; Lacertidae. The record is from RefSeq and is a predicted model, not a curated record. Gene Ontology annotation, molecular function: protein binding; phospholipid binding. Gene Ontology annotation, biological process: neuron development; neuron projection morphogenesis; cytoskeleton organization. The coding region runs from base 597 to 1943 and encodes 448 amino acids. The transcript has 11 exons. Gene Ontology annotation, cellular component: cytoplasm; endosome; plasma membrane.
CCUGGACAUACAUGUUUGCAUGUGUGUGCGUGCAGUUUUGUCUGCGCGCGCGCAACCCGGGUGGUGGGAGGGAGAGCGGCUGGAGAGAGUGUGUGUUGGUGGGGAAGAGUCGGCGCUGGCAAGCAGGAUGCGCUGAGCAUUACCCAGUUGCCAUAGAAACCAGCAGAAGGAGGUGGGCGGCCGGUCGAGGAGGGGGAGCGAUUUGCCCGCAGUCGUCGCGAAGCUGCUGCUGCUGGAGUCGGAGCUUCGCCAGAGGAAGCAAACCUCGCGCGCUCGCCGCGGUUCAGGUGGGAGAGGAAUUUGAACUCCCUUUCCUCCCCCGCCCUCCUGCACGCGCGCGCGCGCACACACACAGUAACACACACACACCGCUGUGGCUGCUCAGCCUUUCUCGAGGGGUCUUGCAAGGGAGCCUUCCCGGACAGUCUGCUAAGCCUCCCGCGCUAAGCAGCGGCCGGAACUGCGCAGACAAAGGGGCAGAGAAGGCAGACUGGGAUUGUGAAGGGAAAGGCAGACAGAACUGAGACACAGCAGAAGGUGCAUGAGGUCUGCAGAGUGGCUGAACAUUUUGCCAUAAACCCCAAGGGCCGCAAACCAUGUCAGGCUCCUAUGAUGAGUCUGCGGCAUCUGCUGAGGAAAUAACUGACAGUUUCUGGGAGGUAGGGAACUACAAACGGACGGUGAAACGGAUUGAUGAUGGUUAUCGGCUGUGCAAUGACCUGAUGAACUGUGUCCAUGAGCGGGCCAAGAUUGAGAAGGCAUAUUCCCAGCAGCUGGUUGAUUGGUCCAAACGGUGGAGGCAGCUAAUAGAGAAAGGCCCACAGUACGGCAGUUUGGAGAAAGCGUGGAUGGCCAUAAUGACAGAGGCGGACAAGGUGAGCGAGCUGCAUCAGGAAGUGAAGAAUAGCUUGUUGAACGACGACUUCGAGAAGGUGAAGAACUGGCAGAAGGAUGCCUUCCACAAACAGAUCAUGGGAGGCUUCAAGGAGGCCAAGGAAGCAGAGGAUGGUUUUCGGAAAGCACAGAAACCCUGGGCCAAGAAGAUGAAGGAGCUGGAAACAGCCAAGAAAGCGUAUCACCUGGCAUGCAAAGAGGAGAAGCUCGCCAUGACCCGAGAAGCCAACAGCAAAGCUGAGCAGUCCAUCACUCCAGAUCAGCAAAAGAAGCUGCAAGACAAAGUGGAAAAAUGCAAGCAGGAUGUGCAAAAGACCCAGGAGAAGUAUGAGAAGGUGGUGGAUGAGCUUAGUAAGUGUACCCCACAGUACAUGGAAAGUAUGGAGCAGGUCUUUGAGCAGUGCCAGCAAUUCGAAGAGAAGAGACUCAUCUUCCUGAAGGAGGUGCUGUUGGACAUCAAGCGGCACCUGAACCUGGCAGAGAACAACAGCAGUUAUGCUAAGGUGUACCGUGAGCUGGAGCAGACCAUCCGCGCAGCCGAUGCGCAAGAAGACCUACGGUGGUUCCGCAACACUAGUGGCCCAGGAAUGCCCAUGAACUGGCCUCAGGUAGAGGAGUGGAACCCAGAUGCAGCAGCACAGCCAGUAGCAAGGAAAGAGAAACCUCAAAAAAAGAAUGAAACAAGCAACGCAUCCAAUGCCAGUGGGGGUGGGGAGGCAGCAGCACAAGCUGGGGACCGUGGCAGCGUGAGCAGCUAUGAACGCAGCCAAGCCUACGCUGCUGAGUGGUCAGACGAUGAGGGCGGCAACACCUACAACUCCAGCGAAGCCAAUGGUGGUGCCAACUCCUUUGAGGAAGAGCCAGCUGCGAAAGGCGUGCGUGUACGAGCUCUGUAUGACUAUGACGGGCAGGAGCAGGACGAGCUGAGUUUCAAAGCAGGUGAUGAAUUAACCAAAUUAGGUGAAGAAGAUGAACAAGGCUGGUGCAAAGGGCGUCUGGACAACGGGCAACUGGGUCUUUAUCCAGCUAACUACGUGGAGUCUAUCUAGUUUUAUCGUGUUCUCCUCACUGCUGUCAGAAAAACAAACCAACCCGCUGUCAUCGCCUAUCUCUCUAUUCCAGCCAAGUAGCCAUCUUGCCGUCCCGUCACCCACGCAGCACAGUUAGAAAUAUCCAAACAUAUUUUCCGACCAAUCUUAUUUUUUUAAUAGACAUUUCUGAAGAGUAUUUUGUGAUCGCUUUAAUCUUUUUAUUUUCUUCCUUUCUGUUUGAGAUAAUGAGAUACGAAAAGGUCGACACUGUCUCUGGAGGUGUUCCUUAAUAAGUGAAAGUCAGGACCUCAAGCCCUUAAAACCUGACCAACAAGGCUUCUGAUUGGUUGGUUUUUAAGGUUAAUGUAUUUGUGAUCUAUCCUGCAAUUGGCCUGAACAAUUCUGAAAUGCUGGGGCCAUUAAAUCCACUUCACCCUCUCUGAAUAGAUUGAACAAGUAAAAAAUAAGGAGGAUUUGUUAUUUGA